AUGUUGAGGCCAUCGCUGGCUCUCCUCGUGGUAGCAGCGGCGCUCGCCGCGCUGAGCGGCGUCGACGCGACUGUCGUGGCGACAUGCAUGGCGGCAGCCAACGGCGACCGGCGUGUCAACUACGAAUUCUGCGUGUCGGAGCUGAGCAAGCACCGCGACAGCCCCGACGCGGACACCUGGGGCCUGGCCAAGGUGGCGGCCAACGUGGGCGUCAACAACGCCGGCGCCGCGAUCAACGAUAUGCAGGCCCUGCUGGCCAAGGCGGCGCCGCCGCCGCCGGACGCCAGGACGCGCGACGGGCUGCGGCGGUGCGAGAAGCUGUACUACGACAUGGAGCUGACGUUCGCGGGGGCGUACGACGAGAUCAACGCGCGCAACUACACGGCGGGGAAGCAGAAGGCCGCGGACGCGGCCUCCCUGGUACGUCAGUGCGACGGUGGCUUCGCCGAGGCCGGGCUCCUGCCGCCGGAGCCGCUCGCGCGGCGCGGCGCGUACACCGUGCAGAUCGCGAUCAUAUGCACGGCCAUCACGAAUCUCAUCAAACCAUAA
Messenger RNA from Phragmites australis (common reed), 549 nucleotides. Its product is annotated as pectinesterase inhibitor 8-like. NCBI's taxonomy places the organism in Eukaryota, Viridiplantae, Streptophyta, Magnoliopsida, Poales, Poaceae. The transcript has a single exon. The record is from RefSeq and is a predicted model, not a curated record. Gene Ontology annotation, molecular function: enzyme inhibitor activity. The coding region runs from base 1 to 549 and encodes 182 amino acids.